Medioppia subpectinata is the source of this 432-nucleotide messenger RNA. The record is from the annotation of a GenBank genome assembly. Lineage: Eukaryota; Metazoa; Arthropoda; Arachnida; Sarcoptiformes; Oppiidae.
AUGGUCGAUCGGUGCAUGUAUUACAACGGGUGGAAAAUCGUAUGGCCUAUGAUAUGGGCGCUCACGUUCGCCCACUUGGCCGCCCUCUACGGGCUAUACCUGAUGCUAUUCGGGGACAUCCGGUGGCAGACAUACAUCUGGCAAAACGUGAUACACCUGUUGACGGCGCCGGGCGUAACGGCCGGCGCCCACCGGCUGUGGUCGCACCGGUCGUUCAAAGCCAAGUGGCCGUUAAGGUUGUACCUAAUGAUCGCCCAGACGUUGUCACUGCAACGGGAUAUAUACGAGUGGUCGGCCGACCAUAGGAUUCACCAUAAGUACUCCGAGACGGACGCCGACCCCCAUAACGCCAAUAGGGGUUUCUUCUACGCCCACAUGGGCUGGUUGUUUGUCGAGAAGCACCCGGAGGUGAUUAAGAAAGUAAUAAAUUAA